Molecule: messenger RNA, 1657 nt
Organism: Lutzomyia longipalpis
Lineage: Eukaryota; Metazoa; Arthropoda; Insecta; Diptera; Psychodidae
Product: facilitated trehalose transporter Tret1-2 homolog
Exons: 3
Coding region: 131-1513 (460 amino acids)
Biological process (GO): transmembrane transport
Cellular component (GO): membrane
Molecular function (GO): transmembrane transporter activity
Source: RefSeq, a predicted model, not a curated record
GUAGUCGAGUCAGAACGGCCAGAAUAAAAAGCUCGUUGGGAGCAAAUUCUUCAGUCACUAUCGAACUUCCCACGAAUGUGGGAUGUUUAGUUUAAGAAGUUAUUAAAUUUAAGAUUAAUGUGUCAACAAAAUGGUGCUGAAUAUUCGAAUAAGUGGUAAAUUAGUGCAAUUUCUCGGUGCAAUUUGUGCCAAUUUUGGUGGUAUUGUUUACGGGCUUAUGGUAGGAUGGCCAUCGGCAACAAUGCCAAUCCUAUCGUCAACAGAUUCACCCCUUCCUUCGGGUCCAUUGACGAAAAAGGAAGUAUCCUGGGUAAUCUCCAUCAUGAUGCUUGGAGGGAUGCUGGGAACGAUAAUUUUUGGCUGGAUGGCAAAUCACUUUGGACGUAAAUGGCCCCUGAUUGUUGGUAUGUUGCCUCAAGUUGUUGCUCAAUCUCUCAUUGCAACAGCUCAAAAUACAUCAUUCCUCUACACGGCGCGUUUCCUUUCUGGUGUCUCUGGAGGAGCUCUCCUUGUCCUUGUCUCCAUCUACGUUAAUGAAAUCUCUGAAAAUAGUAUUCGUGGAACUUUGGGAUCUAUACUGGGCAUUUUCUACGGUUUUGGGGUCAUCAUUGCGUAUAUUAUUUGCGCUUAUAUGCCCUUCUACUCCGUUCCAUAUGUAGGUUUAGGAAUCCUCGCUCUUUUCUUGCUUUUCAUUAUCUUCCCAGAAUCUCCUCAAUAUCUCCUGCUCAAGCAAAAGGAUGCAGAGGCAGAGAAGUCUCUGAAAUUCUUCCGAGGCUCUUCUCGGGGUGAUCAAGUAAAGUUGGAAUUUGAAUCCCUCAAAUCUUCAAUUGAUGCAGCCAGCACAAAAUCUAAUAAUAUAACUUUACAAGAUUUUAAACCAGCAACAACAAGGAAAGCCUUACUCGUCUCCUAUAUCAUUCUCUCUGGUAGAAAUUUGUCAGGAGUCUUCGUGCUUAUGAAUUAUACAGUGGAUAUAUUUCAGCAAGCUGGUACUGGGAUUGAUGCUCACAUCUCGGCCAUAAUUGUAGGAACUAUCCAGCUAGCUGGUACUGUUGUAUCUGCCUACUACACAGACAAAUCCGGAAGAAGAAUCCUCUUGAUUUCUUCUCUCAUUGGUCUAGGACUCUGUCUUACGGCUAUAGGGAUCUAUUUUCGCCUCAAUGAGCAAGGGUACAAUUUAUCAUCAGUCUUCUGGCUUCCCAUUGCUUCACUUUCUGGAAUAAUGUUUUUGGGUGGGCCAGUACAGAAUAUUCCCGUGUAUGUCCUCUCGGAGCUUCUUCCAACCAAAAUCAGGGGUCCGGUGGCUACAGUUUAUAUGGCAUCAGUCUGGCCAGUAACCUUCCUUAUUCUUCAAUUCUACACCCCACUGGCUGAUCUCUUAGGCAUUUAUGGAUGUAUGUGGAUUUUUGCUGGAUGGUGCUUCUUCGAGGCUGUUUUUGCAUAUUUUAUGCUGCCAGAGACGAAAGGAAGAAAUCCCGAGGAGAUUGUCAAAGCUCUCGAGGGAAAGAUUUAACUAAUUUAGUGAUCAACUUAAAUUACGGUACCUGAAAUAUACCAAAAAUAAGGCUGUCACUACUCACAUUUAAUGUACAUAGGAUUGUAAUAAAAUAAUAGACAUUUUUUAAUAAAAUGUUAAUUUUUAAUAAUUUUAAAAAAA